This is a messenger RNA of Bombus pyrosoma, 2930 nucleotides long. RefSeq names its product tyrosine-protein kinase Src64B (gene Src64B). The transcript is spliced from 8 exons. Bases 481 to 2106 code for a protein of 541 amino acids. Gene Ontology annotation, cellular component: extrinsic component of cytoplasmic side of plasma membrane. Gene Ontology annotation, biological process: cell differentiation; protein phosphorylation; cell surface receptor protein tyrosine kinase signaling pathway. The record is from RefSeq and is a predicted model, not a curated record. Gene Ontology annotation, molecular function: ATP binding; non-membrane spanning protein tyrosine kinase activity; signaling receptor binding. Lineage: Eukaryota; Metazoa; Arthropoda; Insecta; Hymenoptera; Apidae.
GAGGGGAGGAAGUCGGUAGUAUCGCGCCGGCUGCGCAAGAGCAGCCUGCAAGACAGAUUUUCUAAUAAUGAACAACCCGUGGUAACUGUCAGUCUGCUCGUGGUGCAUUCGUUGACUCUUGGCUGCGCACAGUGUGUUCCGACGUGUGUUAAAAUGUGCUGUAUGUUUCAUUGAAUAUUCCAUUGAACGCGGAUUACUCGAAGAACAUCGAAACUUCUGCUGUAACACAGAAAUGUCCAAUGGCUAAGGGAGGACGCCUGUCAUAGAAGCUGAACUCGAGCUGAACUUCACAUUGAGGUGCGCGGAUUCGAUAAACACGCGAUGGAGAGAAGAAAGUGAUGCUAAAAGUCGAAACGGAAACCACCGUCGCGCCGUAUCAGCCCGAGUUCACGAGAUGGCGACUUUCCUGGGGGCACGCAUCAGCAUAGAAGGCGCGUAGAAUCAGGAUCGAAAGGGGAAACAUCGAGCACAACAUCCAAGAUGGGCAAGUGUUGUAGCAAGCGGCAAGAGCCUCAACCCCUUGGUUACAAGAAAGCAGAUACAGGACUAAGCUCAAAACACAGUAAUGGAGGUUCUUUGGAUCGGUACACUGCUGACCCGAAUCAGAGGGGUGUACAAACGAGGGCAGACAUCAUACGACCGAGGCCGACACCUUGUAAGCUCCAAAUUCCUCACCAGCCCCGUAAAACAAGCUCGCCUGUCGUUAAGCCUGCAUCGCAUUCACAAAGGUCGAACAAGAUCGUGGUGGCCCUGUACAAUUACACCGCGCGCGAGAGCACCGAUGUCAGUUUCGUAAAGGGAGAUCGGAUGGAAGUAUUGGACGAUUCCGAGCCCGACUGGUGGAAAGUUUUACACUUGACAACUUUGCAAGAAGGUCUCAUCCCGUGGAACUUUGUGGCCGUGGAGCGUUCGGUCGAGAGCGAAGAUUGGUUUUUCGAGAAUGUCUCCCGUAAAGAAGCUGGAAAGCUUCUUCUGGUGGAUGAAAACCCUCGGGGAACGUUCUUGGUGAGACCCAGCGAGCACAAUCCACGAGGAUACAGUUUAUCCGUGAAGGAUUGGGAGGAGGGAAGGGGUCAUCAUGUAAAACACUAUAAAAUUAAGCCGCUCGACAAUGGAGGAUUCUUUAUCGCUACCAACCAGACAUUCCCGACUCUGCCCGCCCUUGUUAUGGCGUACAGCAAGAAUGCAUUGGGUCUCUGUCAUGUGCUUUCGAAGCCCUGUCCAAAACCGCAGCCAGACAUGUGGGAUCUCGGGCCCGAGUUACGAGACAAAUGGGAGAUCAAUAGGAACGAGAUACAGCUGAUACGGAAAUUAGGCCACGGCAAUUUCGGCGAGGUAUACUACGGUAAAUGGAGGAAUAAAAUCGAAGUGGCUGUGAAGACAUUGCGACCAGGGACCAUGUCUACGGAGGCGUUCCUCCAAGAGGCGGCUAUCAUGAAACAGUUCCGACACAGACAUCUAGUCGCUUUGUACGCGAUCUGUUCGAAGGAAGAACCGAUUUAUAUCGUACAAGAAUACAUGUGCAAUGGCAGCUUGUUGGACUUUCUGAGGACAGGUGACGGCAAAUACAUGCAGUUCGAGGAUCUGAUUUACAUUGCUGCACAAGUGGCAUCCGGUAUGGAACAUCUCGAGAGCAAGCAAUUGAUACACAGAGACCUUGCUGCGAGGAACGUCCUGAUAGGCGAGAAGAAUAAAGCAAAGAUUUGUGACUUUGGUCUCGCCAGGGCGAUCGAGGAUGACGAGUACUGUCCUAAACAGGGAAGUAGAUUCCCUGUUAGGUGGACUGCUCCCGAGGCCAUUGUCUAUGGCAGAUUCAGCAUCAAAAGCGAUGUUUGGUCUUAUGGCGUGCUGCUGAUGGAGCUCUUCACUUAUGGCCAAGUUCCUUAUCCUGGUAUGCAGGGUCGCGAGGUAAUCGAUCAGAUCAAUAAAGGCUAUCGGAUGCCUAAACCAUUGAAUCACCCGCUGCCGGACAGCAUUUACCGAUUAAUGUUACAAUGCUGGGAUGCUAGCCCCGAGAAGCGACCCACGUUCGAGUUCCUUAAUCAUUAUUUCGAGUCAUUCAACGUCACUAGCGAAAUACCCUAUCUAGAACCACCAACUGACUGAUACACAGCUCACAUGCAGAGUCACCUGGUACCGCACGGUCAUUUCCAUCCAGCGCACAUUAACUGUGCCAUGGAGUUUUAUGGUAUUUAUUGCUAGAUCUCCAGCAAUACAUCUGAAGACUCUGUUUACCGUGUCUUUUUUUAUAUUAAAAAAUCUGCAGAGAUAUUAUCUGUGCGAACAAGAAUAAUGAAUUCUAAAAAAGAAGGAAAUUUGGAAGAAAAAGGAGAAUUACCGAAAGUACAGAAUGGUACAGGAAAUAUUUAUAAGCCGUCUCUUGAUGGCGAAGAAUUUUCUGAACGUUACCAGAUUUUUCGAAGCAAUCGUUGUUAAACGCUGCCAAAAAAGAAAGAAGAAAGAAGAAAAAAAGAGAAGAAGAAGAAAAGGAAAAGAAAAUUCUGCGAUAAUCGUGGAUAAUUUACGAAGUGUUCUUUCGUUAUCUUUACGAAAAUUGAGAGUCAUCGAGGAAGCAUUUCAAGAACAAUGAUCUUGUGUGCCAUGGAACUGAGAAACGAAAAAAUGAAACUGAGUCUUGCUCGUACUCUGUAUCGAUGAGACUUUAAACUUUUGUGACUAAUCGUGGAUAACUGCCGACUAAUAACGAGCCAAAACGUUGCGACUGAAGAUAAGAGUAUAGAAUCUCUCUACCCGCUACGUAUUCGAUAUAUAUAUAUAUUAUAGAAUCUAAAACGAAAUCGUUCAACGUUUGAGCUAUUUAUUAAGCAUUUUCACAAUUUGGAGAGUAUAUUAAAAAUAUUUGACAAAGGUAUCUUAUUAUUAAAAAAAAAAAAAUAAUGUUUAGACGGUAGAACGGAAACAGUUGAGAA